CUCAGCCAUGGGGACAGCAUCUCCAGAGAAGAUCCUGAAGUCUCUGCCAACACUCAUUAUUCCAUAUGGCUUAAAGAGUGUGUUAAAGGCUAUCAGUCAUGCAGUGAUGGUGGAGGAGCCAUCAAAUAUAGCUGAAUACAUGGCAUUUUAUUGCAAUGAGCUUCUCUGCUUACGGAAAGAACACCCUGAGCUUUCCGUUCAAGAUCUAACAGCUCUCCUGAGAUUCAUGAAAGGACAUUGUGUAGUAAGUUCUGCCAGUUUAGCCCCUUGCCUCUCUGACGCCGUGCUAGAUGAGAUCCCGUAUGCACGUCCCGUCCAAGUAGCAUCCUUGCCUACACCUCCGACUGUGAAUGCAGAACCUGUCUGUAGUUCAGACAUUGCUGAAAAUGCCCCGAUUCGUUCGGUGUCAGGAGGUGCAGAUGGUUCUUGGGACAGCAUCCAUGUUCCAUGCCUGGAGACGGAGGCGCAGGGCACCCUCUCAUCUGUCCAGUCAGCAGUGUUCCUGAGGGGACCUCUAGAGAAGGGGGCAUCCAAUGAAAGCUUAGUCUUGAUCCAAGCAAUGAGGCCUCCGUCCAAGCCCAUGAUCAUUGUUCACUCAGACAACCUUCCUGACGUCAUCGUUUUCCAAAACAGUGACCAGCGGCCUUGUCCCUCACCCGCCCAUUCCAGUGUGGAAGCUUUGGAACAGAGACCUGAUGGGUCAGGCUCUCAGACUAACGUUGGCCCUGAUGUGGUGGUGUUUCACAAAGUGCCUUCAGUGCAGGAUGUGACUGAUUCACUGAAUGACCUGUCUUCUCUAACCAAUGAAAACACCUCAUCAGAGCACGUUGGAGAGACGGAGAUAACACAUCUUUCUGAACAGGACACACCGUGUGCCCAUGACACCUCAGUGAGUUCAGGCACACAGGAAACCAUAAAAACCAUCCAGUUAAUGGAAUCUUUCAGAAUGGCAGACGAGCCUAUGUUGAAAAGAACCCAAGCAAAACCCACAACUGCAGUCUCCAUCAAGGCGGCCAUUGCUGAGAGAGACAGGCUGAUGAAGAAAAUAUUGCAGUCCAUUCAGUUGAAAAAACAAACAGAUAUUUCAAAGUCAAGAAUAACAGGCAUCACAGUAUCGAGCAGCACUGGAGGAUGCCCUGGACACCUUCAAAAAACUCUAGAGGCUAACGCUGGACAUGCUAAAGCAGAUGAGGCGCUACUGCAAGCUGUCACACUUGGGUUGAAGAUGAACAGUCCAGAUAUAAACUUAGCACUUCAGAGUUCUGUUAACCAGGUCUGGACUCUCCACCAGAUGACAACCGGAGCAAAGCAGCCAACUAGCAACCCCUCACCAUCACAGCCCGACAGCUAUGAAUCCCCUAAGAAUAAGGACCAAACAACCAUGUCAGGAAAUUAUUCUCCUCCCUCUAAAUCGGAACCAUCGGAACCAAGUCAGGAGGAGAGAGGACAGUUACCCAAGCCAUCUAUCCUGUCUCACGUCCACCUCAUCAACACUCCAAAUUAUGUUCUUGUGAAUGACGAGGACGCUGAGAGGAAGGGAAACCAACCCAGUGACACAUCUCCAAAUACAAACAAAGAGACACCAAGAUCAGGUGCACAAAGGAACUGGAUCAAACAGUAUCUGUCAAUCUAUUUUCCAGUAGACCCCUUCAGUAGUGAUCCUGAGUGCAGUCGACCUCUGUUCUAUCAUGUGACUUCUGAUCAAGGGAACACGGCCUGUUCACCAGUGAUCGUCCGUGGUAUCAAUCCCACAUACGCUGCCAGCAAUGACUUAGACAAUGUGAGGGAGUGCAUACCAAGUGAACCAAUGUGUCAUUGGUCAAUUGAAAUUACUGUGAAAAAGACAACAGGACAACAACCACCACAAGAUUCUUCCUUGAAAAAAUGAAUACUUUAUACACAUGCACAUAUCCUGAUACUAUCAAUAGUAAUAAUGCUUGGAUAAAUAAAAGCAUAAGAAACUGAA
Alosa sapidissima (American shad) is the source of this 1966-nucleotide messenger RNA. RefSeq lists its product as uncharacterized. Bases 8 to 1888 code for a protein of 626 amino acids. The transcript has 8 exons. The record is from RefSeq and is a predicted model, not a curated record. Gene Ontology annotation, molecular function: calcium ion binding. NCBI's taxonomy places the organism in Eukaryota, Metazoa, Chordata, Actinopteri, Clupeiformes, Clupeidae. Gene Ontology annotation, biological process: sperm capacitation. Gene Ontology annotation, cellular component: sperm fibrous sheath; cytoplasm.